Mytilus trossulus (common blue mussel) is the source of this 922-nucleotide messenger RNA. Its product is annotated as leucine-rich repeat-containing protein let-4-like. The transcript is spliced from 9 exons. Bases 113 to 646 code for a protein of 177 amino acids. Gene Ontology annotation, molecular function: protein binding. NCBI's taxonomy places the organism in Eukaryota, Metazoa, Mollusca, Bivalvia, Mytilida, Mytilidae. The record is from RefSeq and is a predicted model, not a curated record.
AUCUGACAACGAAAUAUCGGAUCUUGGAACUGGAGCAUUCGUCAAUCUUCCCGGACUUUACAAUCUAUACCUAUCUAACAACAAAAUCUCAGAGCUUGAAACUGGAGCAUUUAUGAAUCUGGUAACACUUAGAACUCUAUAUUUGGAACACAAUUUUUUAACAGAAGUGAAAACUGGAACGUUCGUAGGAAUGGCAGGAAACCUUCGUACUUUAUCACUCAGAUACAACGAACUAUCACACAUAGAAGCUGGGGCGUUUCUUAGACUUUCAGGACUUUAUCACCUAUUUUUGGAACAUAAUUCAUUGACAGAGAUAAACAAUAAUACACUGGUAGGAUUGACAGGAAAUUUUCGUUCCUUGAACUUGGGAAACAAUUCAUUGAAAAACAUAGCAAUUGGUACGCUGGAUCAUCUGACUGGACUUCAAUAUCUGUAUUUAGAUGAAAACAUGAUCUAUGAUGCGUUGUUUAUUGAAUAUCUACCAACGACAUUGAACUUAUUAUCACUGAAAAACAAUUCUUUCGAUGGCAUAGCGAAUGGAACAUUCCGAGGAUUAAGUCAAUUACGGUAUUUGUAUUUAGAUGGUAACCAUAUUUCUGACUUGUCAUUUGUCGUAUCGUUAUCAAAUUUAUUAGAAUUAUUGUAAGUAUAACAAAUUAUUCAUUAUUAGAAAAAUAAAAUAAAAUGAGGUCAUUGAUCUUAUAUUGAAUAAUUCUGACAAUGUCAACAUGUUUUCUUUAUCAUUCUCUACAUUAACGUCCUUGUCGAUCCUUGUUUCCCCGGGUACCAGUGGACUUUUUUUUCCCAGAUGGCGUGAAAACAACAUCGCAACACCAAGGUUUUGAACACAUGACUUUUUUUCAUAAACCACUGAAUUUGAUUGUUCAUAUUAUUCAUGUCGGGGUAUUUUAUAGCUGACCAU